AUGUGGAGGCUGAAGCUUUCAGAAGGGGAAGAAGAGGACCCGUUGCUGAAAUCGUACAACAACCAUGUCGGACGGCAGUUUUGGGAAUUCGAUCUAGAUAACCUCGCCGGAGACGACGAUGACCGGGCUCGGGUCGAGGAGGCUCGACGCCGGUUUGCUCAGAACCGCCGACGGUUUGGAGUCAAACAGAGCUCCGACCUUCUCAUGCGACUUCAGUUUGCGAGGGAGAUCAGCGGGAGUAAUAAUGGCGAUGAAGGUGAUGAAGGUGGAGGAGUAAUGGCGAAAUUGAAGAGUUCAGAUGAGGAAGGAGGAGGAGGAGAAGAGAUAUUGGAUGAAGGAAGAGUGAGGAGCGUGGUGAGGAAGGGGCUACAGUUCCACUCAACUCUGCAGCACGAGACGGGCUUCUGGCCUGGAGAUUAUGGCGGCCCGCUCUUUCUGCUUCCCGGUUUGGUAAUUAGCUUGUACGUUACGGGCGGGUUGAAUGCAAUUUUAACUCACCAGCAUCGAGUGGAGUUGCGUCGGUAUUUGUACAACCACCAGAACGAGGAUGGAGGGUGGGGAUUGCAUAUAGAAGGGAGCAGCAUUAUGUUCUGCACCGCGCUAUCGUACGUGGCGCUCAGAUUGAUGGGCGAGGAGAUGGACGGUGGAGAUGGAGCGAUGGAGAAGGCGAGAUCGUGGAUCGUCGAUCACGGUGGCGCCAUCUACAUCCCGUCUUGGGGCAAGCUCUGGCUUUCGGUUCUUGGGGUUUACGAGUGGAGUGGGGUGAAUCCAUUGCCCCCCGAACUUUGGUUGUUUCCUUACUCUCUCCCCAUGCAUCCCGGAAGGAUGUGGUGUCAUUCUCGAAUGGUGUACCUACCAAUGUCGUACUUGUAUGGUAAAAGAUUCGUGGGAAAGACAACCCCUUUGGUGCUCAGUCUCCGACAAGAAUUGUACGUGCUUCCGUAUCCCAGCAUUCAUUGGGGCCUCACCAGAAACCUCUGUGCUAAGGAGGAUCUGUACUAUCCACACCCAUUCCUGCAAGACUUGUUGUGGGCUGGCCUUGACAAGGUUUGGGAGCCUCUAAUGUCGACAUGGCCGAUCUCCAAGCUCAGGGAAUCUGCCCUACAAACUUGCAUGCAACACAUCCAUUACGAGGAUAAAAACACCAACUAUGUUUGUCUUGGUUCUGUCAACAAGGUCUUGAACAUGUUGUGUUGUUGGGUGGAGGAUCCGAAUUCAGAAGCAUUCAAGAGCCAUCUGCCCAGAAUCAAAGAUUACCUCUGGGUAGCUGAAGAUGGCAUGAAAAUGCAGGGCUACAACGGUUCUCAACUGUGGGAUGUCUCGUUUGCGAUCCAAUCGAUUCUCUCAACGAAUCUCCGGGAAGAGGAAUUCUGUGCUUCAAUGCUCAAGAAGGCACACAACUUCAUAAAAAACACACAGAUUAGAGAGGAUCCUUCAGGCGAUCUAAAGCAAUGGUAUCGUCAUGGUCGAAAAGGUGGAUGGCCUUUCUCCACUCCAGAUAAUGGAUCUCAGACACCUAAUUUUAAUCAUAAUUUUUUACUGCAGGCUGCUAUGAUUCUGUCUCAGAUGCCAGCAGAAGUUGUAGGAGAUCGUCUUCCAGUAAACCAAUUGUUCGAUUCUGUUAAUUGCAUUCUAUCUUUCCAGAAUGAAAAUGGAGGGUUUGCUUCAUACGAGCUUACAAGAUCUUACCAAUGGUUAGAGGCCCUCAACCCUUCCGAGAUGUUUGGAGAUAUCAUGAUAGAUUAUCAGUACGUGGAAUGCACUUCGUCGGCAAUUCAAGGACUGAAAGCGUUCACAACAGCUCAUCCAGGACACAGAGAGAAAGAGAUUCGAGCGUGUAUUGUUAAAGCCCUUCACUUCAUUCAAACCAUACAACUCCCCGACGGCUCCUGGUAUGGGUCUUGGGGAGUUUGCUUCACAUAUGGGACAUGGUUUGGGAUAACAGGGCUUGUGGCUGGAGGGUUGACCUACCAGAGUUGCCCCUCCAUCAAGAAAGCCUGCGAUUUCUUGCUAUCCAAGCAACUCCCUUCUGGAGGCUGGGGAGAGAGCUACCUUUCUUCUCAAACUAAGGUUUACACAAACUUGGAAGGUGGGAGGUCACAUUUAGUGAACACUUCGUGGGCCAUGUUGGGCCUCAUUGAAGCUGGACAGGCCGAACGGGAUCCCAGCCCACUACAUCGAGCUGCGAAGUUCCUGGUUCAUUCAGCAAUGGAGAAUGGAGACUUCCCACAGCAGGAAAUCAUAGGAGUAUUUAACAAGAAUGUCAUGAUCAGUUAUUCGACAUAUCGAAACAUAUUUCCGAUCUGGGCGCUCGGAGAGUAUCACAAUCGGGUAUCGUUGCCUCUGCAGAAGCAUUGAAACUCCAACCAUGUUUAUAUAUGAUCUACGUAUAACGUAUAUGUAUUAUAUAAAUUUAUGUGCCCAUUAUUAUGGAAACUUUUGGAGGGGACAUUUAUGGCAUAAAUUUUUCUGUUUUGAUAAAAUUUAAUUUGUUCGGAAUGAAUCGAGUC
This is a messenger RNA of Linum tenue, 2510 nucleotides long. The record is from the annotation of a GenBank genome assembly. NCBI's taxonomy places the organism in Eukaryota, Viridiplantae, Streptophyta, Magnoliopsida, Malpighiales, Linaceae.